Molecule: messenger RNA, 665 nt
Organism: Cylicostephanus goldi
Lineage: Eukaryota; Metazoa; Nematoda; Chromadorea; Rhabditida; Strongylidae
Source: the annotation of a GenBank genome assembly
AUGGUGAAAUGGUCCAUCAUCGAAUACUGCGGUUUAACCGAAAACUCAUCAUGCGGCUACUGCAAGAAUGCUGGACAUAAAGCGUCGUUAGGUACGGAGAGUGGAAUAGUGGACCCGGAUGAGGGUGACUCGGUGUCGUUUGGUGUCUGGGCUCACAGUCUCAGUUGUGACAACUACCAAGCUUUACUAGACAAAGGAUGGCGAAGGUCCGGCAAAUACAUCUAUAAACCAACAAUGGAAAAAACAUGUUGCCCGCAAUAUACAAUCAGACUAGAUUCGACAAAAUUUGUUCUUUCAAAAAGUCAGCGAAAGGUGUUACGCCAUAUGAAUGAGUUUCUGAAAAAUGAUGUGAAGCCCAAAGUUAGUGUCCGAGAAGAAGCGCCAAUGGAAGCACAUCCAGCUUCGUCAAGUAGUAUUUCUGAGAAGAAGCCACAGGAAAAAGGCGACGUUCCAUCCAAAAGGGACAAAUCAGAAAAUCCUGUACAGAAGAAGAAAGAAAUGAGAAGACAGCGAUGUUUUGAAAGAUGGAAAGCCAAGGGAUUGAAUGUGGAGGAAAUGAAAAAAGCGCGGACGGAAAAGGAGCAAGCUCGGCGAAGGACCGUAGAGUCGUAUAUUUUGGAACCAGAUGAAAAGUGGAAGCAUAAAUUGGAGGUAUGUCAUUAAUU